UUGCGCAGGAAAGCUUGCGCUUUACAGUUCUUUGUUCGUUCACUUGGCAUUUCUAUCUGUUUUAUUCUUUACCGGCUAUUAAAUAGUGAAUAUAUGAAUUUUAUAAAGUGAUAUAAAUAAAAAACAGUCUUAUUAAACUGUUCUUUUGUGUCCGAUGUCUAGUGCUGAAAUCGUAGACAGCUCCGUCGAUCCCCCAGCCAAAAAGCGGAAGCUUGAUUCGAAAACUACAACCCCCGAAAUGGCGAACAAUGAAGCUUCAGGAUCAUCUCAAGCCGGUGACAUCGAUGAAGGGUUAUAUUCUCGUCAACUUUAUGUUUUGGGACAUGAUGCUAUGCGAAGAAUGGCCACUAGUGACGUCCUUAUAUCGGGCCUAGGUGGAUUAGGAGUGGAAAUAGCAAAAAAUGUUAUACUAGGUGGUGUGAAGUCGGUGACUCUUCAUGAUGAACAGAAAUGCACUAUUAAGGAUUUAUCAUCACAGUUCUAUUUCUCUGAAUCCGAUAUCGGCAAGAAUAGAGCCGAAGCUUGUUGUAAGCAGCUUUCUGAACUCAAUAAUUAUGUCCCAACGAGAUCAUAUGCUGGUUCUCUUACUGAAGACUUUAUUAAAAAAUUCAGAGUUGUGGUUCUUACGGCCAGUUCAAGAUCAGAACAACUACGUAUUAGUGAAAUAACACAUUCAAACAAUAUUGCGUUAAUUAUUGCUGAUACAAGGGGUCUAUUUGCCCAAGUUUUUUGUGAUUUUGGCGAUUCCUUCACAGUUUUUGACACUAAUGGUGAACCUACUGUAUCUGCUAUGAUUGCAGAUGUAUCAAGAGAUAAAGAAGGUAUUGUAACAUGUAUAGACGAUACAAGACAUGGAAUGGAAGAUGGAGAUUAUGUCACAUUUUCAGAAGUACAAGGCAUGACAGAACUGAAUAAUUGCAAACCGAUAAAAAUUAAAGUAUUGGGACCCUAUACUUUUAGUAUCGGCAAUACCAGCAGUUUUUCUGUAUACGAAAGGGGUGGUAUUGCGUCUCAGGUAAAAAUGUCUAAAGAACUUAAUUUCAAAUCUUUCAAAGAGUCGCUGAAAAAUCCAGAAUUUGUAAUUACUGACUAUGCAAAGUUUGACCACCCUCCACAGCUUCACCUAGCUUUUACAGCACUGUACAAGUUCAUUGAUAAAAACGGUAGGGUUCCAAAACCUUGGAACAAUGAUGAUGCUGUUGAAUUUGCAAGUCUUGCAAAAUCUAUAGCUGUCAAUGGAGCAAAUGACAAUGAAAUUAAUUCUAAUUUAUUAGAAAUAUUUGCUAAAACUUCUGGUGGAGAUUUAAAUCCAAUAAAUGCAACAAUUGGCGGUAUUGUAGCACAGGAAGUAAUGAAAGCUUGUUCUGGAAAAUUCCACCCGAUUUAUCAGUGGCUUUACUUUGACGCUAUAGAAUGCUUGCCAAGUGACCGCAAUGAAAUUUCCGAGGACCUGGCGGCUCCAACUGGAAGUCGUUAUGAUGGCCAAAUAGCUGUAUUUGGAAGAGAAUUUCAGAAGAAAAUUGCUGCACUCAAGUACUUCGUAGUCGGAGCGGGCGCAAUAGGAUGUGAAUUGCUGAAGAACUUUGCCAUGAUGGGGUUAGGAAGUCAAGAGGGUAAAAUUAUAGUUACUGACAUGGAUCUAAUUGAAAAAUCCAAUUUGAACCGCCAGUUUCUUUUCCGACCACAAAAUGUUCAGCAGCCAAAAUCAGCAACUGCUGCAAAGGUCAUUAAGAAAAUGAACCCAGAAGUAAACAUAGUUGCUCAUGAAAAUCGUGUUGGACCUGAAACUGAAAAUGUUUAUGAUGACGAUUUCUUUGAGGCUCUCGAUGGUGUAGCAAAUGCUCUAGAUAACGUUGAUGCCAGAAUUUAUAUGGAUCGAAGAUGCGUAUAUUAUCGGAAGCCCCUACUAGAAUCGGGAACAUUGGGAACUAAAGGUAAUAUCCAAGUGGUAGUGCCUUUCCUCUCGGAAUCUUACAGUUCAUCUCAAGAUCCCCCAGAGAAGAGUAUUCCCAUUUGCACGCUUAAAAAUUUCCCCAACGCCAUAGAGCAUACAUUACAAUGGGCCCGUGACAGUUUCGAAGGGCUUUUCAAACAAAAUGCUGAGAAUGCAUCGCAGUACAUAACAGAUCCAGAUUUUAUAGAGCGUACACUAAAAUUACCCGGUGUACAACCAGUAGAAGUUCUGGAUUCUGUAAAAUGUGCCCUGGUGGAUGAGAGACCCAAAUCACUUGAACAUUGCAUUGUAUGGGCUCGAAACCAUUGGCAAGAGCAAUAUUCCAACCAAAUCAGGCAACUUUUGUUUAAUUUUCCUCCGGAUCAAUUGACAAGUACAGGGCAGUUAUUCUGGUCGGGACCCAAACGUUGCCCUGAACCGUUAACGUUCGAUGUAAAUAAUCCUCUUCAUCUAGAUUAUAUCGUCGCUGCGGCGAACUUAAAAGCUACUGUAUAUGGGAUCCCAGUGAAUAGAGACCGAGCUUAUAUUGCUGAUGUUGUUAAUAAAGUGGAGAUACCAGAGUUUAUUCCAAAGUCUGGUGUGAAAAUAGCAGUUACAGAUUCCCAAAUGGCAAUGAAUGGCAAUAAUGUCGAUUUGGAUCGUUUAACUCAAAUAAGAAAUGAAUUGCCAUCGGUUGCUGAACUUAACGGGUUACAACUUACCCCGUUAGAAUUUGAAAAAGACGAUGAUACUAAUUUCCAUAUGGACUUUAUUGUGGCCUCCUCAAAUCUUAGGGCCGCUAAUUAUAAAAUUCCAGCAGCAGAUCGGCAUAAGUCCAAAUUAAUUGCAGGAAAAAUUAUUCCGGCUAUUGCAACUACCACUUCUGUGGUCGCAGGUCUUAUAUGUCUUGAACUAUUCAAGCUUGCCCGAAGCAUGAAGAGUCUGGAACCGUUCAAGAAUGGAUUUGUUAAUCUAGCCCUUCCAUUCUUCGGAUUUUCCGAACCGAUCGCUGCGCCUAAAAUGGAAUAUUGCGGCAACGAGUGGACUUUAUGGGACCGCUUUGAAGUACAGGGUGAAAUGACACUCAGCGAAUUUUUACAAUACUUCAAAGAAAGACACAAUUUGGAGAUCACUAUGCUUUCUCAAGGAGUCUGUAUGUUGUACUCAUUCUUUAUGGCUAAGGCCAAAGCUCAAGAACGUUUGGGUCUCACCAUGUCCGAAGUUGUUAAACGUGUAUCGAAGAAGCGAAUCGAACCCCACGUAAAGGCCCUUGUAUUCGAACUGUGUUGUAACGAUGCGGACGGUAACGAUGUGGAAGUUCCUUACGUAAAAUACAAUUUGUGUUGAGUGUUUACAGUUUAACUGCACUCUGUUAGGGCAUUGAAUGACUAUAAAAUGUGUGCACUCUUAUCCAGCUGGGUAAUUCAAGGAAAUGUGAUCUUGUAAAUUAUAUUUUCUGGGGAAAAAACAACACAGGUACUCUUUCGUUUCAUUCUUUUUCUUUCAUUUUCAACAAUAACUCACGAAUAUUUAUAUUUUAAAGGAGUAGCAUUUAAAUAAGCUAUACAAUGCCGUUAUAAUCAUAUUACAUAGGAGUGCUGAUAUUUUUAAUAAAAUGUAGAACGUGGUAACAUAGUGAUUAUUUUCUUAAAUAUUUUCAUGUGUGGAAUUUAAUAAAUUUGUUAACUGAAUUUCGUGUUUUCUUUUUAAUAUGUAUUUCGUUACUGUAUUUAUAAUGUUCUUUAGAUUCAAUAAAUGGUCACUUAUUUCG
Messenger RNA from Anoplophora glabripennis (Asian longhorned beetle), 3704 nucleotides. It is a transcript of the gene Uba1, whose product is annotated as ubiquitin-like modifier-activating enzyme 1. Gene Ontology annotation, cellular component: SUMO activating enzyme complex; cytoplasm. Gene Ontology annotation, biological process: protein sumoylation. Lineage: Eukaryota; Metazoa; Arthropoda; Insecta; Coleoptera; Cerambycidae. Gene Ontology annotation, molecular function: SUMO activating enzyme activity. The transcript has 5 exons. The coding region runs from base 155 to 3280 and encodes 1041 amino acids. The record is from RefSeq and is a predicted model, not a curated record.